Molecule: messenger RNA, 582 nt
Organism: Mercurialis annua (annual mercury)
Lineage: Eukaryota; Viridiplantae; Streptophyta; Magnoliopsida; Malpighiales; Euphorbiaceae
Exons: 2
Coding region: 1-582 (193 amino acids)
Source: RefSeq, a predicted model, not a curated record
AUGUUUCGCGAUGCUUUUGUGACUAACUUGAGUAUUAGUACGUCAGAUCAUAAACCAAUUUUACUGUCUUUGGUCGGUGAGACUCAUUCUCGUCGGUAUCGUCGGUUUAGGUUUGAAAACUGUUGGGUUACAAGGAAAGAGUGUAGUUCUGUUGUCGAGGCAGGAUGGAAUUUAGAGUUGUGCGCACCAAUUCUGAAUAGGAUAAGCUCUACUUCGGCAGCUUUGGAGGGAUGGGGAAAAGCUAUUAUGCCAAAGUUCUCUAAAAGAAUAGAGGCUAAGAAGGUCCAGAUUGAGGCAAUGCAGAAUAGAGCUGAUGAGGAAGGAGCUCGGGGCUUAAUCAGGUGUACCUCCGAUCUUCAUAAUCUUCCAGAGGAAGAGGAAGUGUUCUGGAAACAGCGAGCUAAAUUUUUUUGGCUCAAGGCAGGAGGUUCCAAUUCUAAGUUUUUCCAUAAUGUGGCGUCAGAUAGAAAGCGUCGAAAUCGUAUCUCCAAGCUGCGAGAUGAGCAGGGAGAGUGGAAGUCAGCUGAGAAGGACAUAACAAACUGUAUCACUUAUAAAAUUGAAAUGCCUCCUUCUCCAUGA